GCCAUGGCACUCAAUUGGCAAGACGUCGCAGUGUUGUUGCAAAAAUGAUUCGGUUGGGACGUGUUUUGCGAACGGCUGCAGUGCAGCAUCAGUUGCGGUCGCUUAGCGGAAAGCAGGCACCUGCAGCUGGCGGGGAUUCGAUGCCCAAACAAUGUGAUGUUCUGAUCAUUGGAGGCGGCGGCAUGGGCGCCUCCUCGGCCUACUGGCUCAAGAAGAGAGCAGAGCAAAAGAAACUGAGCGUGCUGGUUGUGGAGCGAGAUUCAGGCUACACGACUGCAUCGACUGUGCUGUCAGUGGGCGGCGUGCGGCAACAGUUCUCGCUGGCGGAGAACAUAAAUAUGUCGCUGUUUGGUUACGAUUUCAUAUCCGACUGCCGCAGUCAUUUGGGCGAUGUGGAGUUGAACUUUCAGCCACAUGGAUAUCUGAUCUUGGCCAGCGCGAAUGGCGCCGAAAUUCUCAGUCGCAACUCUAAGCUGCAGAAUGAACUGGGCGCCUGCAAUGAGCUGCUUGGUCCGGCUGCGUUGCGCAGUCGCUUUCCCUGGCUCAGCACACAGGACGUCGAGCUGGGCUGCUACGGUCUCAACAAAGAGGGCUGGUUUGAUCCUUGGGCCUUGCUAAUGGGCUUCAAGAAGCAGGCACGCGCCUAUGGUGCUCAGUUUGCCAAUGGAGAGGUGACGGGCUUUGAGUACAAUUCAGCUGGUCAGCUCUCUGCUGCUGUGGUGACCUCUGCCGAUGAUAGCAAACACACUGUGAAGUUCGACAAUUGCGUCCUGGCUGCGGGCGCACACUCUGGGCAUGUGGCACGUCUGGCCAACAUUGGCACUGGCAAGGGGCUGCUGAGCGUUCCGUUGCCCGUGGAGCCACGCAAGCGUUAUGUCUACGUCUUCAAUACGCAGGGAUGCAAUUGUCCGGGCAUAGCCACGCCUAUGACCGUCGAUCCCGAUGGCACGUACUUCCGACGCGAUGGCCUCGGGGAAAAUUUUCUGUGCGGUCGCAGUCCGGCGGAUAAUGAGGAGCCCAACUGUGAUACGCUCGACGUUGACCAUGGCUACUUUGAGUCCGAUGUUUGGCCCACACUGGCCAGCCGUGUGCCCGCCUUCGAAUCGGUCAAGGUGCAGAGCAGCUGGGCCGGCUACUACGAUCACAAUUGCUUCGAUGCCAAUGGCAUCAUUGGACGGCAUCCGCACUACAGGAAUCUGUACAUCGCUGCUGGCUUCAGUGGCCAUGGCAUACAGCAGACGCCAGCGGUGGGUCGGGCCAUUGCCGAACUUAUAUUAGACGGAAAGUAUGGAACACUUGAUCUCAGUCGAUUGGGCUUUGAGCGUCUGGUGGCCCAGCAGCGCAUGCUGGAGGCGAACAUUGUCUAGAAACUGGAAUAUGUAAAUAAAUAAUUAGUUUCUUGUUUCGAUUUAUUGUAA
Molecule: messenger RNA, 1418 nt
Organism: Drosophila hydei
Lineage: Eukaryota; Metazoa; Arthropoda; Insecta; Diptera; Drosophilidae
Product: FAD-dependent oxidoreductase domain-containing protein 1
Exons: 2
Coding region: 45-1367 (440 amino acids)
Cellular component (GO): cytoplasm
Molecular function (GO): oxidoreductase activity
Source: RefSeq, a predicted model, not a curated record